UCAAUACUACUUGAUUCCGCUCUUACUCCAUCGGCGAAGUUAGUGUAUCUACAAUUCCUUUACAGGAAGCAAUCUAAAUUAAUUCAAAUUCUCGUGGCUAAAUUCUUUCUCGCUACUCACGUUUGCGUAAUUUUCUUCCGUCAAACCUACAUCAAACCCUACCAUGACAUCACAUACGUAUUCCAACAUUGACUUGGCAGCAGUGUUAUCUGAAAAGAAACCUGUGUUGACCAGAUGCUCAUUUCAAAAAUGCAACGCUAGAAUCAUACCAGUAACGGAAACGUUGCAGAAGAACAUAGUGGAAAUCAAGGAAGCUCCGAAAAUGAUGUCAACUGCUACCGAUGCGAAUGAAGUGGUAAAGAGCAGUGCUUCCUUCUUUCAGAUAGGGGAUGUAUGGGACUUUGAUAAUAUUGGAGUCUCCAGACCUACAGAAGAAGUUGCUGGAAAGUUUUCUUUAGAAGAUUCUGAAACUUUCAUAAACAUUGAACGAGUUCUCGUGUGUAGCGAGUGUGAUAGAGGUCCUAUUGGAUUCGCAGGAUUGAGCUCCACUGACCUAAAUGAUGUUAAGAAUUUAAAGUACUUUUUGAGUUGCAACAGUGUGCUUUAUCAGAGUUCUUAAACCUUAUAAUAGAAGACAUCCGCAGUUCCUUAAUUUUCAUGAUCAAACACUAGAAUCCGAUGACUUGAUCAGUUAAUUUAGAAUAAACCUGGUGCUAACUGAGAGUUCAUCCACUAGAGCACUCUAGAAGAGACGUGAGAUCCAAAUGCAACCCACCAACAUUUUUGAAGAGAUCCAGAACCAAUCUUAUUUAAAAGUUUUAGUUACCUCCUUUCCACCCACUCCUGGACGAUACCAACAUCUUAUCGUAAUCAUGGAUAUAGAUGGUUAAUAUGCAAACUUAUACAUUAUUGAAUUAGUU
Suhomyces tanzawaensis NRRL Y-17324 is the source of this 920-nucleotide messenger RNA. Its product is annotated as guanine nucleotide exchange factor. The record is from RefSeq and is a predicted model, not a curated record. Gene Ontology annotation, cellular component: membrane; cytosol. Gene Ontology annotation, biological process: post-Golgi vesicle-mediated transport; small GTPase-mediated signal transduction. Bases 164 to 619 code for a protein of 151 amino acids. The transcript has a single exon. Gene Ontology annotation, molecular function: guanyl-nucleotide exchange factor activity; zinc ion binding. NCBI's taxonomy places the organism in Eukaryota, Fungi, Ascomycota, Pichiomycetes, Serinales, Debaryomycetaceae.